UUAAAAAUGGCGUUUGCGGGCUUCCUAUCGGAGCAACGUUGUUUAUAUAGGCCGGUUAUUUAAAAAAAAAUGGUUGCCUGGAUAAUCCAGUAAACAACUCAAAAGUAAAUUUUAAGAACAUUGUUUGGUUAUGACAUUUAGUUUACUAACUCUAGCGUCGGUAGUUCAAUACAAAUUACUUGUACAAGUAAUUGCUCAAAAUUCUACUUCAAGAACGUAAUAUGUAAAUUAUCAAUGGAUGUAGUCAUUGAUACUGCCAAAAAUGGAUUCUAUACCAAUGUACGAUGAUGACAAUGAAUGUGGAGAUCAGUGCUUUACAGAAAACACUGAUGAUUUAGAUUAUGAAUAUCCACCUGAACAAGAAACUCUAGUUGAGCUUUACAACUACUGUAUUUCACCCACUUUAUACGACACUUUUUGGUAUUUAGUCCCACUUAUUGUUGCAUCAUCAAUUUGUAAUAUAGCUGCUAGAAUUAGUCACAUUCCUCAUAAAGUAUUUCACUGUAUAACAGCUUCAACGGGCAUUUAUCUAGUUUGGCAUUAUGCGUACGAAUGCUUUUAUUUGCUUAUAUUAUUUAUUUUACUUUUCUAUCUCUAUCUACAUUUGCCAAAGGAUCUACGUAGAGGAACAAAAGUCUUCAUUCCAAGUCUUGUAUUAAUUUUAUUCUGUGAAUUUUUUAUGAAACCAAAAGAAUGGAACAAAGUUCGUGGUGUUAUAAUGAUAGCUGUGAUGAAAGCCUCUAGCGUUGCUGUAGAUAAAUCAGAAUUGGAUACUCCUACAAAUUUUUAUGAAUAUGCUGGAUACAUGUUCUGCAGUGUAACAGUAUUAUUUGGUCCAUGGACAACUUUUGAAAAUUAUGUAAAUCUGUACAACAAAACAAAAUGGAAAUUUUGGUGGAUUUUUGUAGCAGUGGGUUAUAUGUUGGUGGCAUUUGUCUGUCUAUGUGUAUCAAAUUGCUGGACAAAUUGGAUUUUAAGUGAUUCAGGUGGAAGAUGGAUGGUGGCUUUUAGAGAUGCUUUAGGAUUUAGAACAUCGCAUUAUUUUAUUUGUUUCAUAGCAUCUUCAAUAAUGUUGACUGGAGGAUUUCCAUUAUCUCAAACAGUGAUCACCAAGCCUUUAGAAAUAGAAGUGCCUCGAUCACUUGUACAAGUUGUAAUAAGCUGGAAUAUUCCAAUGCACAAUUGGCUGAAAACAUAUGUAUUUCGUCCUGGAUGCAAGCAGCUUGGGAGAUUUGGAGCAAUAAUAAUGACUUAUGUGGCAAGUUCUUUAUUGCAUGGAUUAAAUUUUCAGCUUGCAGCUGUUCUUCUUAGUUUGGGUUUCUAUACUUACAUUGAGUACCAACUAAGAAAAUUACUAGCCAAUGUUUUUGAUGCUUGUAUUGCUUCAAAGCAAUGUUCUUUGCACAAAUGCGAACAUUCAAGGACUUCCAUGAAUUGUUACUGGGUCACUUUAGUGAAUGCUACCUUUGGUUGUUUAACCAUGUUUCACUUAUCCUAUUUGGGCCUCAUGUUUGACACAUCAGAUACUCAAGAAACUGGUUACAGUUACAGCCAUACUAUUGAGAAAUGGUCACAACUUGGAUUUGCUAGUCAUUGGGUUGCUUUUGCUACUUAUUGUGCUUAUUACUUGAUAAGGUGACACAAUUAAUAUUUUUAUAUUUAUUCUAUAAAGUACAAUCAUUUACUUCUAAGUAAUGCAAUAGUCGACACAAUCUGUAUUCACUGUAGAUUUCAUAAUAUUUAAAGAAAAAUAAAUUUUGUAUCAAAUUUCUAAAAAAAA
Nasonia vitripennis (jewel wasp) is the source of this 1780-nucleotide messenger RNA. It is a transcript of the gene por, whose product is annotated as protein-serine O-palmitoleoyltransferase porcupine. Gene Ontology annotation, molecular function: palmitoleoyltransferase activity; Wnt-protein binding. Bases 263 to 1639 code for a protein of 458 amino acids. The transcript is spliced from 7 exons. Gene Ontology annotation, cellular component: endoplasmic reticulum; membrane. Gene Ontology annotation, biological process: Wnt protein secretion; protein palmitoylation; lipid modification. The record is from RefSeq and is a predicted model, not a curated record. Lineage: Eukaryota; Metazoa; Arthropoda; Insecta; Hymenoptera; Pteromalidae.